Molecule: messenger RNA, 2674 nt
Organism: Conger conger (European conger)
Lineage: Eukaryota; Metazoa; Chordata; Actinopteri; Anguilliformes; Congridae
Product: septin-2B-like
Exons: 13
Coding region: 372-1490 (372 amino acids)
Biological process (GO): cilium assembly; cytoskeleton-dependent cytokinesis; regulation of exocytosis
Cellular component (GO): cell division site; septin ring; septin complex
Molecular function (GO): molecular adaptor activity; GTPase activity; GTP binding
Source: RefSeq, a predicted model, not a curated record
UGCUUGACGCCUGUGAUUACAUUAUAAUAGAUCAUUUAACCAUACGUAUCGGCACGGAUAAAAAUACAAGCUAAUGUAUUAAAAUUCAUAAUUUGUUAACUCGCACGUUUCAGAUCUAAUGAAAGCUGAUUUAAUCGAGACUAGGAGCUAAACGGCGCUGUGGGAUGUUGGAUGGAUAUUUUCGGGGCGCUGCCUGAUAUUACUCGGAAGACUGCAAGACAGCUAAUGUUAGACAGCCAUUUCGCCAAUCGUCUCUCUGCAAUUUUGGAACUUUAGGUAAUUUCAUUCACUCCAACCGAUACGCUACCACAGGUUGGCAAACUGUUGUGCAAGGUAUUCAUACGGACCGUUUGUUAAGGUUGUAACUCAAAAUGUCGCAGUCGGACAAACCAAAGCAGAGCCCCUUCACCAACCCAGAGACCCCAGGAUAUGUUGGCUUUGCCAACCUACCAAACCAGGUCCAUCGCAAGUCUGUCAAAAAAGGCUUCGAAUUCACCCUCAUGGUGGUGGGAGAGUCUGGUUUGGGGAAGUCCACCCUUAUCAACAGCCUGUUCCUCACGGACUUGUACCCAGAGCGUAUAAUCCCAGGGGCUGCAGAAAAGAUAGAGCAUACUGUUCAGAUUGAGGCAUCUACCGUGGAGAUCGAGGAACGGGGGGUGAAGCUCCGGCUCACCGUGGUGGACACGCCCGGAUAUGGAGACGCCAUCAACAGCCAAGACUGCUUCAGAACCAUCAUCUCCUACGUUGAUAACCAGUUUGAACGCUACCUGUACGACGAGAGUGGCCUGAACCGCAGGCACAUAGUGGACAACAGAGUGCACUGCUGCUUCUACUUCAUCUCCCCUCUGGGGCACGGUCUGAAGCCACUGGAUGUUCAGUUCAUGAAGGCCAUUCACAACAAGGUCAACGUGGUACCUGUCAUCGCCAAGGCUGACACCCUAACCCUAAAGGAGCGCGAGAGGUUCAAGCGCAGGGUGCUGGACGAGAUCGAGGAGCACGACAUCAAGAUCUACCACCUUCCCGACGCAGAGUCCGAUGAGGACGAGGACUUCAAGGAGCAGACGCGUAUUCUGAAGGCCAGCGUUCCCUUUGCGGUGGUGGGCUCAAACCAGCAGAUCGAGGCUAAGGGGAAGAGGGUCCGUGGCCGCCUGUAUCCCUGGGGGGGGGUGGAGGUGGAGAACCCUGAGCACAACGACUUCCUCAAGCUGCGCACCAUGCUCAUUACCCACAUGCAGGAUCUGCAGGAGGUGACCCAGGACCUGCACUACGAGAACUUCCGCUCCGAGCGCCUGAAACGAGGCGGCAGGAAAGGAGCUGAAAUGGUUGGAGUGGACAAGGACAAGAUCCUCCUGGAGAAGGAGGCUGAGCUGCGACGCAUGCAGGAAAUGAUCGCCAAGAUGCAGGCCCAAAUGAAAAGGCAGGGAGAAGGUGCUGAUCAGCAGGUCAAGACCGGUCAGAAGAGCAGCAGAGAGAGUCCGGAUCUUCCGUAACCAUUACCACUCCUGUUUCCCAUUUGUCCAUAGCGUACUUCUUAUGUCAAAGUCUGUUACGGUACUAUGUUGUACAGCACCAGUUAACAAUUUGAGGAACAUUCGUGUGAUAUGAAGCAAUAUAAUUGUAAUAUUUUUGCCAGUUUUAAAUGAGCAGCCCCAGCCCUAUAGGCAGGUUAUGGAUGUGCGUUUGCUUGUCGCCAAACCUGACGAUGCUGUGAAGGGCAUAAGCACCUCUUGCAGUAUCCGUCAGACACCAGCAAAUAUGCGAAAUAAACCAAAUGGCUUCAGUUCAGCUAAACUAAUUUACUAUUUGUUAGUUUGAAGCCAAAGCGGUAGUGAGUUUGAGUCACAGAUUGUAUGUAAUAUUCGUUAUGCUUUAUCAUGAGAUUUGUUGUAUUACAUUUUGUUGUAUUUCCAGACCAGGGGAUACAGGGAUUUUGUUUAAAAUCCAGAUGUAUUGACACAAAAAUGACACAAAAUGCCCAACUCAAGCAUCUCUGCUGAAUAUAUUUGAUGGUCAUAGUAGUGCAUUUCUGUAUCAAACCAGGAAGUGCAUUGUAAUUAUUUCCCCAUUUUUGUAAUGGUGAGACUACAGUAUGUCAAAGUUCUUAAGACUCUUAACCCCUAUGACGCCUUUCUCUUGGUGGACCAAGGUUUGUAUGGAAGUAGCUCUUGGGCAAUUCCACGAUGACUGACAUUACAACUGCUGGAUAUUUGGGUGGUAAAGCCCAAUACAGCUACAUAGUUCAGACUGCUAAGAGUUAUUGACACCUGAGGGUUAUAAAAGCAUAUGUCAGUCUCUUAUGUAUCUGUAUUGGGGUUUUCCCAAAUAUCCAGCAGUUGUAACGUAUGUCACCGUGGAAUUGCCCUGUUCUAAUGGGCCUGUGACUUUGCUCUUUACCUUUUGCACUUUAUUACCCACAGUGCUGGCAUGUUCUUGCUGCUUGUGGUUCAUGGUACACUACACCGUGACUCGAACAUUGAGCUGUUCAGUUGCUAUUGUUUACAGUGAAUUAAUGGAGUAUGUAAACUAAAAUCUAUAGGUUUUGAAAUGUGAAAUGUGCCGCCUGACUGAAUACAUAUCAAAACUGUUGAAGUCUUUAUGGUCGUAUUGAUUGGUCUAAUAUUUCAGGCAGAACACUCUGAAUACCCUGUUUUAUUGUAUAGUUGAACUUUUGUUU